Molecule: messenger RNA, 3259 nt
Organism: Branchiostoma belcheri (Belcher's lancelet)
Lineage: Eukaryota; Metazoa; Chordata; Leptocardii; Amphioxiformes; Branchiostomatidae
Product: brother of CDO-like
Exons: 21
Coding region: 135-3242 (1035 amino acids)
Biological process (GO): cell-cell adhesion
Molecular function (GO): protein binding
Source: RefSeq, a predicted model, not a curated record
CUUGCGAAGUGUACGAACGUGUGUGUGUGUGCAGCGGUGGUAGUACUGUACGUCCCCGUCAACAGCAAGACCUGUUGGGUUUCAGAUUUGGAUCUGUUGUCGGAGAAGGCUGCAGACAAGGAGCUGCACUACCGAUGGCAGUGGGAAGAGGUACUGAGGACCGGGUCCAACACAGGUGGUCUGUACUCACUAUACUGGUGAUAUCUGUACUUCAAGUCAUCGCAGAAGAGUCACCACCAAAGUUCAAUGUUGAACCCGAAACGACCACACAAGAACCCGGGAGCAAAAUAAAACUUCGGUGCUCCGGCAGCCCGCACGGGGCGAAACAUUCCUGGUACUACAACGGUCUGCCUCUCAGCUCCAACCCGGUACCCGGCGUCUUCGUACGGAAAACGGGAAAGAAACUUGUUAUCGAGAGAUUCCAGAGGAGCGCGAGCGACCGGCAUGUGGGGAUGUACCAGUGUGCCGUCACGUCACGGGCAGGGUCCAUUAUCAGCCCUCCGGCGUACUUACAUUUGGCAGAAAUUGCCAAGUUCAAGACGGAUGUUCCGCAGAAGGUUAAAGUAUUACAGGGCAACACUGCAAUAAUUCCCUGUGUGCCUCCUGUCAGUAAACCAGCAGCUAGGGUACAGUACAGGCACGAGGGAAAAUGGAUAAAAAACAGUACAGAACGUAUAUUGAUAACACCGUCAGGGAACCUACAGAUAGCAAACGUUACACUGGAGGACUGGGGCCUGUACAAAUGUGCAGCAGUCAACCCUGUAACAUUGCAUCAGAGGGUCACCAAUACAUCCAAGGUUAAAAUUGAUGAGCCGAGAAGAAAACAGGCAGCACAGAUCGUGUACCCUCCCUCGCACCAGACCCUGACUGUGCAGAGAGGGUCUGACGUGCUGCUGGAGUGUGUAGCUUCAGGGUUCCCCACGCCAUCAGUUACAUGGAGAAGGGACCAGGGACAACUCCACAAGGCUAAACGGGUCCUGGAUAACUUACUACUGAAGGACGUACAGCCAGAUGAUGCAGGCAUCUACACUUGUUCAGCAGAAAAUGGCAAAAAUCCCAGAGUCAGAGUAAACUACAUCCUCACAGUCACAGACAUGAGUAGCAUCAGCCAAGGCCCAGAAGACACGGUGACCACCGCUGGUCUGAACGUCACGCUGACAUGCAGAACAACAGGCUCCCCCAGACCUCAGGUCCACUGGCUACACAACAUCCAGCCUGUGGGUCUCGACGAGAGGCACUUCCAACAAGACUCAGACCUGGUCAUCGCUGAGCUCCAGCCGACAGAUGCAGGCAUGUACCAAUGUGUGGCCAGCAACUCUCUCAACACUGUCAUGGCACAGGCAUGGCUCAAGGUGGAAGUGCCGGAGGGUUACCCCACAGUGGAAACCAGCCCGUCCGACGCUGCCGUCGAAACCGGGGAAGUUGCCGUGUUCGCUUGUCGGAUAUCCGGCAGCCCUGCGCCGGAUGUCCGGUGGGAACGCGACGGCAAGCCCGUCACCCCCGACGGAGACCGCGUCGUGAUCGAAGACGGAAGCUUGAGCGUCGUCGGCGUGACCAGGGAGGACGAAGGGCGGUACAAGUGUGUGGGGAGGAACGCGGUGGGGCAGUCCUGGGCCGCUGCCUCUCUCACAGUCUUGGUCCCGACCACUCCGAUGACUGUAGCCGUCGUGAAGACGGGAGACUUUCACCAUCGACGGGGGCAGAACAUCAUGGAGAGGAACAUGUGGCUUCAGAAACAAGUCCAAGGAGAAAGGGAACGAGGUAGCCAGAACAGUGGACGUUCCGCUCCAGUCCCCCCUCUUAGUGGCCCCAGAACCCCCAUAGGCCCUUCUUCACAGUCUGUUCCCGAAGCUCCGAGCAAACCCCGGAUCAGCCGCGCGUCCGACACGUCCGUUUACGUCUCCUGGGUGCCGAGGUCCAACGGAGGCUCCCCCAUCACAGCCUUCAAGGUGCAGUACAAGAAGAUCACAGACGGGAGCAAGGAGCGGUGGAGGACGGCGUCAGACAAGAUCCCCCCCACCACGCUGUCUUACCAGGUCAAGACACUGCAGCCAGGCCAGACGUACAGAUUUCGAGUCAUCGCGAUUAACGGUCUCGGGGAGAGCCGGCAGAGCCAACAGUCCAGCCAGUACUCGGUCGAAGGUCAGGCGGUCAAAGGUCACGUGAGCAGGCCGGUGGUUGGACCGCACAUCACGGAGAUUCUUGCCGUCAGUCCCACCAGCAUCUCUGUCAGAUGGAAGUACAUGGCGAUCGACAAUGUUCCGAUCGACGGGUUCUACAUCUACCACCGCGAGACGGACAGCGACAACGAGAAGGACUUUGUCCAGACGGUGGUGAACGGGGUCGGCGUGCGCAGCUUCCGUCUGGACCGGCUCCAGCCCGAGGUCAUGUACGACAUCAAGAUGCAGUGUUUCAACCGGGCGGGGAGCUCGGACUUCAGCAACGUCAUGAUGAAGGAGACACUGCCCAUAACUGCGCUGGGAACCGUUCCCAUGCCCGUGAACGAUGCCGAAGCUGGGCACGGUAACGGCGGCGGCGGUGGCAGCGGUCCGGUCGACGUGAACAUCUACGGCGGGGCUCCGGAGAAGAACAGCCCGGUCCUGAGCACGCGGGCCAGCAGUGACAUGCUGUACCUCAUACUGGGGGUGGUGCUGGGAGUCAUGGUGCUCGUGCUGAUCAUCUUCAUCGCUAUGUGUAUGUGGAGAGCACACCAUCAUCCUACCAAAAUGGACCUCGAAAUCAGCAAAAGGCAGUGUAUGGAGUCCUACCAGAAGUCAAUGAUGGACGGAGACCUGGGCAUGUACAGCGGCAGCGUGGCGGACAGCCUGGCCCACCCACACCCUCUCAACGGCCUGGAGUACUCACACUCACUGGCCAAGCUGGAGAAGGACGAUACAGAGUCCAACUGCCCCUCACAGUGUGCUUCUUACAAGAAAUGCUGUGUGGAGAGAGACAACGGUUCGAUUUGCAGCGUUCCCCCACCCCGCACGUUUUACCAGAACAACAACCGCAGCCAGUGGUCGCUGCCGUCAGAGAGCCGGUGCGGCCUCAGUGUGGGUGAGGAGGAUGACCAGUGCGACAGCCUGCCCAGAAUGACGUACAAAUAUCCGUAUUAUAAACCAUCCUACAGGCACGCAGGUGUGAGCAGUAGAGGACAUCCGGAGAAAGACUACCGAGUACGGCAGCAUCACAACAACGCGGGUAAACUCCACACCCACUCCUCCGUGGAGUCAGACAUCUAGCAAGCUCAGGAGGACGG